AUGAGCCAUAUCCUGUGUCAAUUGAGUGGGAUUAAGCUGUUCGUUCUGAUAGUUCAUACGCCCGUGGCUCGCCUCUACGACUUGACUUAUACAUCCAACAUGAAGAUCAUCCUUUGUGUGAUCGCGUGGCUGUCCGUGUGCCAUUCCAUGCCACCGGAUAAGAAAAAGUCACUGCAUAUGAUAAAGACACGGAGCAUAGACCUGAACAACGCCCAUGGACUCGCCAUGGAAAGUCGGCUGCAGAAAACUGUCACACCUACCGGCUAUCGUUUAGAGCUCGAGCCGUAUAUGGAAGAUGCUGUUUUCAAAGGCCAUGUUAGUAUAAACGUGACCUGGCUUGAAGACUCGGACAGAAUCACCGUACAUUGCGCUCACGACAUUGAAAUCACCGAGUCGGAAGUCAAGGCCUAUUUGCCGAGUGGCUCGAAUAUAUUACUACAGAAAAUACCAAUAAAAAGUAUGGAAAUGGAUGUUAAGAAACCUAUAAUUACUCUCUUACUCGAGACAUCUGUCCCGAAGAAGUCCACCGGCCAUAUAAACUUUAGUUUUAAAGGAAAUAUGCAAACAAGCAAUACUGAAGCUUUCUUCAAAACUACUUAUGCCACGGACCAAGAUAUUGAAAGGAAUGUAGUCGCCACUCAACUACGCCCUAACAACGCGAGACGUAUGUUCCCGUGUUUCGACGAGCCUGGAUACAAAACCCCCUUCGAUUUGAGUGUGGUCCGACCUCGUAAUAUGGUGGCGUUGAGUAAUAUGCCAGUUGAGAGGACGGAAGAUAUCAAUGGUGAACCCAAUGCAGUGUGGGAUCAUUUCAAACGAACCCCUCCAAUGUCUACCUUCACUCUAGGCUUGAUUAUUGCAGACCUUAAGCAACUUGGCGAAUCAAUAUUGUAUAAAGACGACAAUGGGAAUACUAUUGAAUUGCGUGUGUUGGGCCGUCCGGAGUACCUUUCAGCUUUAGAAGGGGUAAACAAAAAAGUAGCUCAAGUGUUUGCAGAAGUAGCCAAUUUCUGGCAAGUUCCGCUACCUCUGAACAGAUUGGAUAUCGUCGCUUUACCAAACUAUCAGGGUGUAAAGCCGGCUGAUAAUUGGGGAUUGAUUGUGUUUAAAGAAAGUGAUUUGAGCACGCGCGGUUUCUUACAACUCGCGCAAGAGAUAUCGUAUCAAUGGCUGGGCGCGCUCGCGACACCCGCGUGGUGGUCUGACGCACAUCUCAACAAAGCGCUUGUUGGUUAUUUGGCUGCGGAAAUAGCUUUUAAGAUCAACAAUGGAUCAGAAAUGGAAGGUAAAUGGCCGAUGACAGUUCUAUACUCCCUGUACUACGAGUUUAGCAAACGCUACCCCCACUCACGUAUAACUGGCAUGAAACAGGAGACCGCUUGCACUAAAAUCGAACUUUUGUUCCGUAUGUUCAAUUAUACUAUUGGUGUAGACACUUUUAAGAAGGGACUGAGGAUGUUUAUUGAAUCUAGAAAAUUCAAGACAUUCACUGGUGACGAUAUCUGGAAUGCGCUGAACACUGCAGCCCUUACUGAUGGGAAGAUACCUAAAAAUAUAGAUUUAAAGACAGUGGCUAUGAGCUGGAUAGAAAAGGAUAGAUUACCACUUAUAACAGUUAAAAGGAAUUACGAUAGUAAUACUGCUACAAUUACUCAGAAAGUCUAUCUCCGAGAAAGACCUCAUGAUGUCCCGGACGCACAUAAGAUGUUCUGGUGGGCGCCUAUCGUAAUGGCAAGAGCUGACAAGCUGGAUUUCACCAACACUUCUCCUGUGGCCUGGAUGAAGAACAGCAGGCACUUGGAACUUACCGACUUGCCUGGGAAAGAUCACUUCAUAAUUGUCAAUCCUGAAGAAAUUGCACCUUUCCCAGUGAACUACGAAAAGGAUAAUUGGAAUCUUCUCUCAAUCUAUCUCCAAAGCGAACAUCGAACUAAAAUACCAGAACUUACAAGAGCCAAGUUGCUCCACGAUGCAUGGAAUUUGGCAUAUGCAGGUGAACUAUCAUUUGCUACAGCCUUCAAUAUGACAUUAUUCAUGAGACAAGAAAGGCACCAUUUAGUAUGGGAUCCAGUUUUUACUAUGAUCGAUCACAUCGGAAGGCAUAUUUGCUUUUGUAUUCAAGACAAGUUUAGGGCAUACGUUCGCAUCCUGUUAACUCCACUAUAUGAUGAAUUGACCAAAGAAGUUAUGGAUGAUGAGGAAAAUUGGAAGAAAAAUCUUAGAUCUCUAAGCAAGACAUUCCUUUGUCAAGCCGGCUAUAAGCCCUGUAUAUUGGAGGCCCAAGAACAAUAUGCCAAGUGGAUGCAAGCACCCAAUCCUGAUGAAGGAAACCCGAUAUCUAAUCAAUAUAUUUGCCCAGUUUUCAAAUGGGGCACCCAAAAGGAGUGGGAUUUUGGACUACAAAGAGUUAUAAAUUUCCCUCCAUCAAGGAAACCUAGUGAGAGGACGUAUCUCCUAAAGACUCUCGCCGGGUGUCCUGUGCAGGAGUACAAGAUCCAAAAAUUACUUAAUGUAACCGUGUUAGAGGGUAAUGGGAAUUUCACUGAAUCAGAUCUGUUCUUGAUCUUCAGCAUGCUAACUGGUAAUUCGCAAGGGUACACUACGCUGUUUCAUUUUCUUUAUAACAAAUGGGAUUUUCUUAAGGAAAAGUUUUCAAGCAAAACAAAUAUCUGGGAUAAUCUAGUGACAUCAGCCACGUCACAGUUUACAACACAAGCAGGGUUAGAUCUCGUUGCAAACCUGUAUAUAGAGCGUCAGGGACAGUUUGGUUCCGCAGAACAUAUAAUUGAAAAAUCUAUGAGAAACAUACGAGAAGAGGCUAAAUGGUCAGCAGAAAACUUACCCGUCAUAGAAAGCUGGUUGGAUAACUAUUUACAAAGGGCUCAGGUUAAUGAUGAUCAAUUUUUGAGUGAA
Molecule: messenger RNA, 2913 nt
Organism: Brenthis ino (lesser marbled fritillary)
Lineage: Eukaryota; Metazoa; Arthropoda; Insecta; Lepidoptera; Nymphalidae
Source: the annotation of a GenBank genome assembly